AAAAAAAAUUGAUGAAUUAACAGCAAAUAAGCCAUCGACAUCAUCAAAUUUAAAUACUUCAUCAAAUAAUAAACAAUCAGAAGAUGUAACACCUAAACCAACUCGACCACAAGCAUUUGCUGCACCUAUGACACAAGAACCAGCUAUUUCUCGUGUUGCUCCAAUGGCUCCGUUAACUGGUCGUCAAAUUGGUGUAGCUAUACCAAUGACAGCGUCAGCGACACCAACUACGACAAGUACACCACUUUGGACUAAUACUGCAUCAACAACGGCGGAAACAACUACCUCACAAGCUGCAGCAUCAGUUGAACAUCCAACAACAACUCAAAUAUCAACACCAGCUGGUGUUAAUUUAUUAAUGAAACGUACAAGAACUGAUGAUAAUGAUCAUAAGUCAACAGAAUCUACACUUAAACGAACUAAAGCAGAAACAGAGACUAACCCAUUAAUUGCUCAUGUUGAACCACAAGUACGUGAACAACAACAACAACAACAGCAACAAAUUCCUUCUCAAGAACAACAACAACAAGAAACUAUGGAAUCAAAUGUGAUAGAUACAACACGAACAGAUAUUAUACCGAUACAAAUUGAUAAUGAAGGAAUUCAUGGUUCUGUUGAAGAGACAACUUCACUUGAUCAAUCAAUGGAAGGUGAAUCUCGAUUGAAUAUUACUAAUACAUCAUCAACAAAUCUUGAUUCAACAACGACAACAACAAAUGAAUCAACAAAUAUCACUAUGGAACAAUCAAAUGAUCAACGUCGUGAUAUUUUACCGAUUGUCUAUGAUGUUCAAUCAAUUCCAACUAUCAACACUGGUGGACCGCCACAAAUAAAUCGUGGUGGUGUUGGUCGAUCACGUCCUUUUUCAAGUGUUCCAGGUACCCGUCGACCAUGGCCAGCACGAGGUGGUGGUAUCGGUAGUGGAAGAGGAGGCAUAGGUGGACGUGGAGCAGGCGGUGCCGGUGGCGUUGGCCCAUCCGCACGUCAAUAA
Adineta steineri is the source of this 991-nucleotide messenger RNA. NCBI's taxonomy places the organism in Eukaryota, Metazoa, Rotifera, Eurotatoria, Adinetida, Adinetidae. The record is from the annotation of a GenBank genome assembly.